Molecule: messenger RNA, 2377 nt
Organism: Diatraea saccharalis (sugarcane borer)
Lineage: Eukaryota; Metazoa; Arthropoda; Insecta; Lepidoptera; Crambidae
Source: the annotation of a GenBank genome assembly
AUAUCGGACCUGAAAAAAUCGGACCGCCGGACAUGAAAAUUCAGUGUAGUGCACAAGCGCCCUCAGUGUCAAUUUGUUUUGUUGACACAAAUUGACAUUGACACUUACAAAAUGGAGAAAUUCCAAAUAAAAUGUAAAAUAUGAGCCACUUUCAAUCCUAUUUUAGAGAUAUUGGAUAGUCAAAAUCGACAUGUAUUUUGUAGCACGUCAAUUGGAAUACAAAAUUCUAAAUUCUGUUAUAAGAUGCUACAGUUUUGCUAGAAAAUCACACUAUGAAAUUCUCAGGUUGCGUAAAAAUUGCACUGAAAAAGAAAUUAAAGAAGCUUUCAUCAAAAUGAGUAAAGAGUAUCAUCCAGACAAAAACAAAGAUGCAGCAGCUCAAGAUAAGUUUGUUCAAAUUGUAGAAGCAUACAAUGUAUUGAGUAAAGCUGGCAGCCGAGCUAAAUAUGAUAGUGCACAAAAUUCAUCAGACUCCACUUAUGUCUAUAGAACAUACAAUCCUUAUAACAUGAGAAGAAAUUCCAAUACUCAAUAUUCCUACCAAUACCAAACUCAUAGUCAAAAUUCUCAGAAUACAUCACAAAGCAAUUCAUUUUAUGGUGUGAAGGGACUGAAAAAAGUGCCAAAUUAUGUGAUCAUCCUUCUUUGUUGUAGUCUUGCCAUGGUAGGCUGCUUACUCCAAAUGUUUGUCAUCAGGGAAAUGUACAUGAUUCAACGUCGGCAAGCGAAUGAAAAGUCAAAAUAUCUUGCUGAAGAAUUGGAAAAGGUACGUGCUGCAGCUAAAGAAAACGCCAACGAGGUACAGACUAGACUUUUGUUGGAGAAAAUUGUGCAAGCAGCCAAUCCCACAGUCGCCACCGCGUCACUAGGGCAAGCAUUGGCCAGUGAGAAAAAGUGAUUCAAUCUCCUUUUAUUUUAAUUUUAGCUAUGUGCUAGUUGACAAUAAUUACACUGAUAAGAUAUUUGGUCGACAAAGCGCAUUUUUGUUGAAUCGUACAGACAAAACUGUCAAAGAAUCAUGUCCACUUUCCAUUCACAGAUUGACUGUUUUUUUAAAGGUCGCCCAUCAUUAGUGAUUGUAUAAAUAAUUUUUUGUUUAACAUACAAUCACAACAUUUUUUUAUUUGAAGGCCAGGGAGAUCCGUAAUUUGUAAACAAAAAAAUAUUAAUUCGAAAAAUGUAUCAAAUCGUUCUCAUUGAAAAAACUAUUUGCCUUAAGUACAAAUUGAAUUGAAACCUGAAAUCCAAGCGACAUAUUGAGGCGCAUAUGUUUAUUGACUAACGGUCAGUUGCACAAACGUCCAUUUUUAACAAAUUUUUUUUUUUGGAUAUUUAAGUUUCGAACUUUGCAAAUUUCAGUUUUUUGAUAUGUUAGUUAAAAGGAACGGAAAUUACACUAUCUUUGGUCCAUUCGUUUCCUGCAAAAAUCAACUUUUGGUAGAGUCGCUAUCUAGUGAGGUACUUUUUAAUUCUUUUUUUUUUCUUAAAAUACUUCCUCAUUGACACCAUGCUUUCCUAUAAAACUAUUGCUAUAUAGCGCAGGGACAAGGUAACAAAAUAACUCGAUAAUAUUCUUAACGAGAAAUGCUUAAAAAUCCACUAGCCUCAGAUACUCUGAGAUGGGACUCGAACCUAUCGCAAUCAGGGCGACUGCUGUAACUACUGAGUUACCCAGGACCUAACAAGACUUGAAUUUUUCAAGCACUUGAAAUUGCAAAACUUGUGAGCACAUUUUUCACUAUGUUCAGGCAAUCCACCCAAACAGACGAAAAAAUAUUUUUACAAAUAUUUUUGAAACUUUAGAUUAGAUGAAAAUUUCACUAAGAUGGACACCUAUUUUUAUAUAAAUUUGUGUAUCUGUACUAGUUAGUAAGUAUUAUAAUGUGUGUAAAUAAAUUUUGUUAAAUAAUAGUAAAUUAAGUAAUAAUAGUAUAUAUAGUACAUGCAGAUAGUUAAAUAAACUCUUAGUCCAAUUUUUUAUUGUUAAAUAUUUGUUAGUAGAUUUGUGUACAUUUAUACAUAUAUGUACAUACAUUAUCAUAAUACUACGUUUGUAUUGUUUUUAAGUGAAUUUUGCACAAAUCCGUAUUCUUUUAUAACGGAUGUAUUUUGCACUUAUAAUGUAAAAUUUUUACACGUUUAUUGUAGUGAAUUUUUGUAAAUAUAGAGUAGAAACAAUUUAUUGUACAUUUUGUAAUUAAAAAUAUUCAUACAACGCUUUUAUCUGUAGUCAGAUGAUAUUUUUCUAGAUAUCUCGGAGAUUUGUAAAGAUAUUUAUUGUAAUAAAUUGUUGAAUAUUGUUUUAUAGUAAGUUAUUUUUUUUUUUUUUCAGUAUGUACUUGUUCCGUUUCGUUUUGUUGAACACUAGCGACAUUGA